Molecule: messenger RNA, 5497 nt
Organism: Magnolia sinica
Lineage: Eukaryota; Viridiplantae; Streptophyta; Magnoliopsida; Magnoliales; Magnoliaceae
Product: myosin-17-like
Exons: 39
Coding region: 304-4899 (1531 amino acids)
Biological process (GO): actin filament organization; vesicle transport along actin filament
Cellular component (GO): cytoplasm; vesicle; myosin complex
Molecular function (GO): actin filament binding; ATP binding; microfilament motor activity
Source: RefSeq, a predicted model, not a curated record
GAGAGACAGAGAGAGAAGAUUGCUUUUGGUAAUCAACUCCAAAAACCCGUUUAAGAGAGAGAAAGAGAGAUAGAGAGAGAGAGAGAUUAGGCUGUGAAAGAAGGGGGCGAAGGGAGAAAUCCAUCAAACCCUCCUUUCAUCCUUCUGCUUUUCCGAUCUCUCUACCGAAUCAUUUCUCAGAACUCGGUUUCUCUCCCCCGAUCUCAAAUUUCUGGAGAUUUUCAUAAGAUUUCGAUUUUUCUCUCCCGCUUGGGAUGACUUAGAACCAGAUCCGUCUCCUCCUUUGGGAUCUCCUUCCGAAGAAUGGCAGCUCCUGUCAACAUUGUUGUUGGUUCUCAUGUAUGGGUUGAAGAUCCAGUGUUGGCGUGGAUUGAUGGAGAGGUUUUCCGGAUCAAUGGUCAUGAGGUCCAUGUGCAUACUACACAUGGAAAAACGGUUGUUGCUGAAUUGUCUAAGAUGUUUCCGAAGGAUACUGAGGCUCCACCUGGAGGUGUAGAUGACAUGACAAAGCUCUCAUAUUUGCAUGAACCUGGAGUCUUGCAAAACUUGGCCACUCGAUAUGAACUAAAUGAGAUCUAUACAUAUACUGGUAAUAUUUUGAUUGCAAUAAACCCAUUUCAAAGAUUGCCUCAUCUAUAUGAUACCCACAUGAUGGAACAAUACAAAGGGGCAGCAUUUGGGGAGCUAAGUCCUCAUGUUUUCGCAGUUGCAGAUGUUGCAUACAGGGCGAUGAUUAAUGAAGGGAAGAGCAACUCCAUUCUGGUCAGUGGAGAAAGUGGGGCUGGUAAAACUGAAACGACAAAGAUGCUCAUGAGAUAUCUUGCAUAUUUGGGUGGACGGUCUGGAAUAGAAGGAAGGACAGUUGAACAACAAGUUCUAGAAUCCAAUCCAGUUCUAGAAGCAUUUGGCAAUGCCAAAACUGUUAGAAACAACAACUCAAGUCGUUUUGGUAAAUUUGUGGAGAUCCAAUUUGACAAGAAUGGAAGGAUAUCAGGAGCAGCUAUUAGAACUUACUUACUUGAAAGAUCGCGUGUCUGCCAAAUUUCAGAUCCUGAGAGAAACUACCAUUGCUUUUACCUUCUUUGUUCAGCACCACCUGAGGAUAUUGAGAAGUACAAAUUGGGGAACCCUAAAUCAUUCCAUUACCUCAACCAAUCUAAUUGUUAUGAUCUAGAUGGAGUAAAUGAUGCUCAUGAAUAUCUUGCAACCAGGAGGGCUAUGGAUAUAGUUGGAAUCAGCGAGCAAGAACAGGAGGCUAUUUUCAGGGUUGUAGCUGCUAUUCUUCAUAUUGGUAAUAUUGAUUUUGCAAAGGGAAAGGAGAUAGACUCAUCUGUCGUUAAGGAUGAAAAAUCUAGAUUCCAUCUUAAAAUGACGGCUGAACUUCUCAUGUGUGACGCCCAGAAUUUGGAAGAUGCUCUGAUUAAACGUGUGAUGGUGACACCUGAAGAAGUCAUUACGAGAACGCUAGAUCCUGUUAAUGCAAUCGUUAGCCGGGAUGGUUUAGCAAAAACAAUUUACUCCCGCCUAUUUGAUUGGCUUGUGGAUAAAAUCAAUGUUUCAAUUGGGCAGGACCCGAACUCGAAAUCAUUAAUUGGAGUUCUUGAUAUCUAUGGUUUUGAAAGUUUUAAGUGUAAUAGUUUUGAGCAGUUCUGCAUUAAUUUCACAAAUGAGAAGCUGCAACAGCAUUUUAACCAGCAUGUCUUCAAAAUGGAACAGGAAGAGUACACAAAAGAGGAAAUCAAUUGGAGCUACAUAGAGUUUGUUGAUAACCAAGAUGUGCUGGAUCUGAUUGAGAAGAAACCUGGAGGGAUUAUUGCACUUUUAGAUGAAGCCUGCAUGUUUCCUAAAUCCACACAUGAAACCUUUGCUCAGAAGUUGUACCAGACAUUCAAAAGUAACAAGCGGUUUAUCAAACCAAAGCUUUCCCGUACUGAUUUUACUAUUUCUCAUUAUGCAGGGGAGGUCGCAUAUCAAGCUGAUCAAUUUCUGGACAAAAACAAAGAUUACGUGGUGGCUGAACAUCAAGAUUUACUAAAUGCUUCAAAGUGCUCCUUCGUGGCAAGUCUAUUUCCUCCACUUCCGGAGCUGUCAUCAAAAUCAUCCAAAUUUUCUUCCAUUGGAUCACGCUUUAAGCUGCAACUACAGUCUCUGAUGGAGACCUUAAAUUCAACAGAGCCUCAUUACAUCAGAUGUGUCAAGCCAAACAAUGUCCUCAAGCCUGCUAUUUUUGAGAAUGCCAACAUUAUCCAACAACUACGUUGUGGUGGUGUUCUCGAGGCAAUUAGGAUCAGCUGUGCUGGAUAUCCUACCAGACGAACAUUCUAUGAAUUUCUUCACCGUUUUGGUCUACUUGCUCCAGAAGUUUUGGAAGGAAACUAUGAUGAUAAGAUUGCAUGCCAAAAGAUUCUUGACAAAAAAGGGUUGAAAGGCUAUCAGAUAGGCAAGACAAAGGUCUUCUUGAGAGCUGGCCAGAUGGCUGAGUUGGAUGCACGCAGAGCAGAAGUUUUGGGUCAUGCGGCCAGAGCUAUUCAAAGACAAAUCCGUACUCAUAUUGCUCGCAAGGAGUUCAUCAUGUUACGCAAGGCUGCCAUUUAUUUGCAAUCCCGUUGGAGAGGGAAACUGGCUUGCAAGUUGUAUGAGAACAUGAGACGGGAAGCAGCUGCAGUGAAGAUCGAGAAGAAUUUACGUCGACACAUUGCUAGAAAAUCCUACUCAGCACUUCGCCUGUCUGCAAUUGCACUGCAGACAGGAUUUAGGACAAUGACUGCUCGCAACGAAUUCAGAUUUAGAAAGCAAACUAAAGCUGCAAUAAGUAUCCAGGCUCAUUGGCGUUGUCACAGAGAUCAUUCAUACUAUAAGAAUCUGCAGAAAGCUGCAAUUGUUUCUCAAUGUGCUUGGAGACAAAGAAUUGCAAGGAGAGAGCUCCGAAUACUCAAAAUGGCUGCAAGAGAAACAGGGGCUCUCAAAGAAGCAAAAGACAAGCUUGAAAAGCGUGUGGAGGAACUUACAUGGCGCUUGCAGUUGGAGAAACGGUUAAGGACUGAUUUGGAGGAGGCAAAAGUGCAAGAAACUGCCAAGUUGCAGGAUGCAUUGCAUGCAAUGCAACUACAAGUAGAAGAGGCGAACUCCAUGCUUAUCAAGGAACGGGAGGCAGCUCGGAAAGCUAUUGAAGAAGCACCUCCUGUAAUCAAGGAAACCCCAGUUUUGAUUCAAGACACAGAGAAAAUCGAUUCAUUGACUGCUGAGGUUGAAAACUUGAAGGCUUUGCUUCUGAUAGAAAGGCAGAAAACACAUGAGGCCAAGCAAGCUUCUGCUGAAGCUGAAAGUAAAAAUGGGGAACUGGUCAAAAAGCUUGAAGAUGCGGACCGGAAAGUGGAACAGCUUCAAGAUUCUGCACAAAGACUUGAAGAGAAACUUUCCAACCUUGAAUCGGAGAAUCAAGUUCUUCGUCAGCAGGCACUUGCCAUUUCCCCAACUGGUAAAGCCUUAUCAGCACGGCAGAAAACAACCAUACUUCAGAGGACUCCUGACAAUGGCAAUGUUCAAAAUGGUGAAACAAGGAUGGCAUCGGACUUGCGUCUUGCUGUAUCUAAUCCGAAGGAGCUUGAAACUGAGGAGAAGCCACAAAAGUCACUUAAUGAGAAGCAGCAGGAGAACCAGGACUUGCUGAUUAAAUGCAUAUCACAGGACCUGGGAUUCUCGGGUGGACGACCCAUCGCAGCUUGUGUAAUAUACAAGUGCCUUCUUCAUUGGAGGUCUUUUGAAGUUGAAAGAACCAGUGUUUUUGACCGCAUUAUUCAGACUAUAGGCUCAGCCAUAGAGGCCCAGGAUAACAAUGAUUUAUUAUCGUAUUGGUUAUCAAAUUCAUCCACUUUAUUAUUGCUCCUUCAACGCACACUGAAAGCAAGUGGAGCUGCUAGCAUGACCCCACAGAGGCGGAGAACAUCAUCGGCUUCCUUGUUUGGGCGGAUGUCUCAAGGCCUUCGUUCAUCUCCUCAAAGUGCUGGACUCUCAUUUCUAAAUGGUCGGUUGGUUGGUGGGCUGGAUGACUUGAGGCAAGUUGAAGCCAAAUAUCCUGCAUUGCUGUUUAAACAGCAACUUACAGCUUUUCUUGAAAAGAUAUAUGGUAUGAUAAGAGACAAUUUGAAGAAAGAGAUCUCUCCAUUGCUUGGACUAUGCAUCCAGGCUCCUAGGGCAUCUCGAGCAAGUUUAGUAAAAGGAUCACGGUCGCAAGCAAAUGCUGUCGCUCAACAAGCUUUAAUUGCUCACUGGCAAAGCAUUGUGAAACGUCUAAAUACUUACCUGAAGACUUUGAGAGCCAACUUUGCUCCCCCCUUCUUAGUCCGCAAGGUGUUCACACAGAUAUUUUCAUUUAUCAACGUGCAGUUAUUUAACAGCCUUCUUUUGCGGCGUGAGUGUUGUUCAUUCAGCAAUGGAGAGUAUGUGAAAGCAGGAUUGGCAGAGUUAGAACACUGGUGUGAUGAAGCAACUGAAGAGUAUGCUGGCUCAGCUUGGGAUGAACUCAAGCACAUCAGGCAGGCAGUUGGAUUCCUGGUCAUACAUCAAAAGCCGAAAAAGACCUUGAAUGAAAUAACGAGAGACCUCUGCCCUGUUCUCAGCAUACAACAAUUAUACAGGAUCAGUACGAUGUACUGGGAUGACAAAUAUGGCACACACAGUGUCUCUUCAGAAGUUAUUUCGAAUAUGAGGGUUCUGAUGACAGAGGACUCAAACAAUGCGGUCAGCAGUUCUUUCUUAUUGGACGAUGAUUCCAGCAUACCAUUUUCUGUGGAUGACAUCCCCAAGUCGAUGCAACAAAUAGACAUAUCCGACGUCGAUCCUCCACCUCUGAUACGUGAAAAUUCUGGGUUUGUGUUCCUGUCACAACGUGCUGAAUGAUUGUCCUGGAUGCACGAUAUAGUCCCAAACUUCUUUCUGGCCAAUGCCUAGACCAUUUUCUGCCCUUCCUUCAUUCGAUCUCUUCACUGCAACAUGUGCGUGUAAAUCCCAUCCUUCUUCCAUGCAAUUGAUUCAUGUAUAUUAUAUUAUUAGCUCCCAACCGAAGUAGCCAGUCUAAAGCUACCUAGAUGGUUUGCUUUCAUUUUCUUUGCUUGCUGUUUGGGUUGAUUUUUUUAUUUAUUUCCAUGCGCGUUUGCAUGUGUGGGAUGUGUUACAAUGUCAUGUCCCUAAGCUCGUAACUCUGUGCUACUUGUUUUAAGAGAUGCACCGGGGUAUAGUUAUCACUCAGUCGCUUGGGUGUUGUCGACGCAGUCUGUCUUAGCACUUGUAAGUAAUGUAAUUCAUGACAGCCACUGCAUAUUAAAAAGGGCCAUUAGUGUUGUAUCUAGAAGCUAUUUAUUUGUAAUGUAUUAUUCAUUUUGUUGGGAUUUUUGUCCCAAUCUCUGUAAUGCUGUUAUACAGAUUAUAGUUGUGAUUGGAAUUUUAUUUGCCUCGAAAAUUAAAAUUUGAAGAACAGAUGAUCUAUACUUCGGAAGCA